AUUUGGCACAGGAACUGUGGUGUGGUAUUAAUAUCUGUGUGAGGAUACUGAGACUCGCAGGAGCUCACAUUACAAUCUAACAGACCUUGCUCCUUCCUUGCUAGAUUGCCACCACAGUCUUGUGCUCGCAGAUCUUCACAAAGUGCCAGAACAUUUCUCCCGGUGGAGGCACAGUGACUCACUGAAAAGAAGAUAUUCUAUUGAUCAAAACAACCUUGAGGUUAAAACUUGAUUCAUUCUGAAAAAAACACAGCGGUCAGUAGCGCAUUCAGCUCAGAUUUCAGCCGGUUUUGUAUUGCAAGAUACUGUAGCUGGUUAAAAUAGUUUUUCAUCAUUUGACAUGUGAGGACUGAUGGCAACCUACCUUUGUUCGUGAAGGCAAUUUAAUUUGUUGCUACUUUAUUUUUUCAGCUUGUUUUGAAUGGUUUUAUACAUUACAGAUUAGGGGAUUAAAACUACAAAGAAACAUUUAUUACCCAACAAAGGGAUCCACCACCAGAAGAUCACCGAAGAAGCAUACAGGCCGUUUUUGAAGCUUUUGCAGACUUCACAAGCCUGGGAUAAACCUAUGAAUUACGGCCACCCACUUGGAGCAGUGAUUUCAAAGCACUUUCCCUUUUUAUGCCUGGAUUAGAUGUGUUUUUUGCAUUGUCAUCUUGUAGUUAUCAGCUCUUCAUUUGAAAGCAGUCAUUUUCGAAGGCAUUGGAUAAGCAAACCGGUACCUUCAGUGCAGUAGCUCUCAGAAGAACAGACAUUGUUGAACUUGUGUUGUGGUAGGCAUGACUGUUUCCAGACUGGUCCCAGCUGAUGGCAUUGAGGCAGGAGUUAGAAAGGCUAAUCUGACUUCAAAAGAUAGCAACAGAACAUUUCAGCAUUACGUUUUGGAACAAUACAAGCAUGGUGGUACUAAAAAGGCUAAAUAACAUGUUGGAAAGAAACCUAAACUUUUUAAGAAAGUCCUAAAUGUUUUGAAUUAGAGAGGGAUUAUCCUAUAAUUUGGUUUAAAGGGUCAUACCGUUUUGUAAAUGUUUAAAACUACAUUUUAGACUACACCAUUUUCUAAAACAGUAGAGUGAACAGCAUUUGUUUUUUGCAAAUUCUAUGUAGUGGAAAAUUAAACUUCUGAAAAGUGGGUGCAGUGCACACUGGGAGUUUGCUUCACACACACUAAAACGAAUAAUUUUCACGUCUGGAAGGAGAAAAUUUAGUUUAAUAUGUUGAUUUUAAGGAUUUUAUAGGAUUUGGCAAAUAAAAAUGUACUGUAAAACAUGGCUUCAAGUUGUUUUGGAAUUUAAGAAGUACUGUCUUUUUUGCUGCAUAGGCGUGCUUUGAGUUUGAGAGUAAAACGUGUACUGUACUGAUUACAUGUCAUUGGAGUGCUGAAACAAACAGAUGUCCAAGAUAAGAAAUAGUGAAGUUGUCAUGAAGUGCAGUUAAAAAAUCAAUCAAUGCGAUACAAUGUUCAAAUGUUAUUACUAUGUAGGCUAUUAAAAAGGGACUGUACUCUAUAUACGGCAAGGUCUUCUUUAGAUAAGCAAUUAUUGUUUGGAAAGCUGAAGUCUAAACCUUGUGACUAUUUCCUUGGUUGGAAGAAGAAGCCGAGUUUGUCUGUUGCCAAUUUGUGUUUCUCUGACCCCUCGCAUCCUGGGACUAAUUGGAAGCACCUCUCAGUGUUUCCAAGGAAACGGCUCUUGUGUCCAGGAAAAAUGACACCUAUCCGACUUCUGAGUAUUUUAACAAAGAUAUCUGUGAAAAUCUAAGAACGUUCGGUGGGUGGGUGGUGGGGUUGCUGUGCAUCUCUGAAGAUUGCGCUAUAGAACCCGAGUACAGGAGGAGCGAGCCUCCCUCUCACUGCCUCCCUGACGAUCCUGGUUGAUGGCUGUAGCCAUGCAGGGCAAUAAUGUGGGUAGAGGGCUGGCUGUCAUUGAGUCAGAGGGACAAUAUGAACAUCCCGUGGAGAGGGCAUCCUACAGCGUGGACUUUGACUCCGUUGAUGGAGGCGGUUAUGACGUCACUAUUAACAACACUCCGGUACCCACCCCUGGGGUACAGGACUACAGGACUCAGUACAGGACCCUUCGGCAGAGCUGGGAGAUGAACUACCAGGAGGCUGCUAUAUACCUGCAGGAAGGUGCGAACAAUGACAAGUUUUUCACUCACCCCAGGAACCCCAAGGCGCUGGCCGCCUACCUGUUUGCUCACAAUCACCUGUUCUACAUGAUGGAGCUGGUGACAGGGCUGCUGCUGAUGGUGCUGUCACUGUGCGAGGCCCCUGCAGUGCCCACACUGCGCCUUGACAUCUACAUCCACACCACACUGGAGCUGCUUGCUCUGGUGAUGGUGGCGUUUGAGCUGUGUAUGAAACUGCGCUGGCUGGGCUUCCAGACCUUCAUCAGACACAAGAGGACGAUGGUCAAGACCUGUGUGCUGCUGCUGCAGUUUGUGGAGGCGAUCGUGGUGCUGGUCAGACAGUUGUCCCACAUGCGCGUGACGCGAGCCCUGAGGCCCAUCUUCCUGGUGGACUGCAGAUACUGCGGCGCAGUCCGGAGGAAUCUGCGUCAGAUUUUCCAGUCUCUUCCUCCUUUCAUUGAUAUUCUGCUACUGUUGCUGUUUUUCAUGGUUAUAUUUGCCAUUUUAGGAUUCUAUUUGUUUUCUCAAAAUCCAUCAGACCCAUAUUUCAACACUUUGGAAAACAGCAUUGUCAGUCUGUUUGUCCUCCUGACCACUGCCAAUUUUCCAGAUGUGAUGAUGCCAGCCUACUCCAGGAAUACCUGGUCCUGUGUGUUCUUCAUUGUGUAUCUGUCUAUAGAACUCUACUUCAUCAUGAACCUACUCCUUGCUGUGGUAUUCGACACCUUUAACGGAGUAGAAAAGAUGAAAUUUAAAUCCCUACUUCUGCACAAGCGAUCAGCAGUCGAUCAUGCCUUCAAGCUUCUGGUCAGCAAACAGAGGCCCACUGGGGUUUCCUUCAAGCAGUUUGACGGGCUGAUGAGGUUUUACCGGCCCCGGAUGAGUGCUAGAGACCGCUACCUGACCUUCAAGGCACUCAACCACUCCAGCACUCCAAUACUCAGCUUGCAGGAUUUCUACAGCUUCUAUGCAGUUACAGGCUUGAAAUGGAAGGCCAGAAGAAGUGGAGAGCACUGGUUUGAUGACUUCCCACACACCACUUUCCUCAUUUUCAAAGGCAUUAAUAUUCUUGUGAAAUCCAAAGCCUUCCAAUAUGCAAUGUAUGUCGUAGUUGCAGUAAAUGGAAUGUGGAUCCUGGUGCAAACAUUCAUGAUGCACGAUGGAAGCUUCUCGCCAGGAACCGUUCCCUGGAGUUACAUUUUGUUCCUCACAAUUUAUGGAGUGGAGAUGUUGUUAAAAAUCACAGGACUGGGGCCCCUUGAAUAUUUCAGCUCUGGGUGGAACCUGUUUGAUUUUUCAGUGACACUCUUCGCCUUUCUUGGCCUCAUCGUCCUGGCGUUUGAUAUGGAGCCUUUCUACUUCAUCGUGGUGCUCAGGCCUCUUCAGCUCUUGCGGCUGUUUAAAAUCAAGCUGAGGUAUCGCAAUGUUCUCGAUACCAUGUUCGAACUGCUUCCUAGAAUGGCCAGUUUGGGGCUGACCCUUCUUAUCUUCUAUUACUCCUUUGCCAUUGUGGGGAUGGAGUUCUUUGUUGGUGUCGUCUAUCCAAACUGCUGCAACACUAGCACAGUGGCAGACUCGUACCGCCUGCUCAACUACACUGUGGGGAACCGCACUGUGGUGGAGGAGGGCUACUACUAUCUUAACAACUUCAACAACAUUGUCAACAGCUUCGUAACAUUGUUUGAGCUUACUGUGGUAAACAAUUGGUAUAUCACUAUGGAAGGAGUGACGUCACAGACCUCUCACUGGAGCCGCAUGUACUUCAUGACCUUCUACAUCGUCACCAUGGUGGUGAUGACCAUAAUCGUGGCCUUCAUUCUCGACGCCUUCGUGUUCAGGAUGAACUACAGCAGAAAGAACAGGGACACUGAAGAAGAGGAGAACGGCAUUGUGUUUGAGACGGAGGUGUCGAAGGAGGAGGUAGACACUGUGCUGGAGCUCUACAAGCAGACCUGCGUUCCAGCCUCCAGCAUCUCCUCUCUGCAGGGGGUGCUCUCCGCCAUGGACAGGAAUGGGCACACCUCGUUGGUGUUCCUUGGUCGAAGAUCCAGGACGAAGAGUGAUUUAAGUAUGAGAAUGUAUGAGGAGGAGAUACAGGAGUGGUAUACAGAGUAUUCGCAGGACAGUGGCUGCCCUCGGCUGGAGAGACAGUUGGAGAGUCUGCAGUCUUCAGUCAACCAGCCCCCUCCUGAUCACGUGCGGCUGCGCUCUCAGACUGUCGGCUAGGUCAGACUGCCUGCAGCCCUCCUGCUCUGUGCAACUAACAGGGCCAAAAGAACCCACUGGGAGCACCUGGGCUGUGCUCCACCCACCCCACGUACUCUGGAUCAUUUGAUUUGUAAAUAAAACAUACUCCCGUAUACAGUAACGUCAUGCCUUCCGAGUAAAACUUUUUUCUACUGGAUUUCUACUAGCCCUGCAAAAAACCUUCCAUUACUUCAUAAUGUAGCGUGCACACGAUUAGGGGACUGUGCCUUGGGGGGGGGGGGACCUGGAGGAGAGGAACUGAAGACUUGCAUUGCAGAAUGGUGGAGAAGCUUCACCACAGAAGCAGUGUCCUAAUGGAUUUCAUCCAGUGUACUUCAUCGUCACAACCAGGCCUGUUCUCACAAGAGAAGACUUCAGUACUGGGUAGAAAAGCCAUCUGUCCUCCACAUCCCCUUGAUUUAGUUCAGUUUUCUGUAAUUGCUGUUUCGUAGUGCUUUGGCAUUAGGGGCCUUUCUCAUAUGCCUUGCCUGCAGAUGAGAUCAUACUGAGGACCAUAGUUGGUAUUUUAUUAAUGCAACUAGAGGGUUUAAUCUUAAUCACAUAUUUCAUUACUUCCAUAUGAUAUGGAAUUAUAGUAAUAGUGAACCCUAAAAAUAUUAAGUAAAAUAAACCUCUAAAACAUCACACAAUCACAGAUGUUUAAUUAAUGCAGCAUUUCAGACAACAGUAUUCAAACUAUUCAAAAAUGUGAACCAGGAGGGGCCGUGUUGAUGCUAGAUAUUGUUGUUCAGAUGCUUCACUUUUAGUUUUUAUUAAGAAGUUUGAAUUAUUUUUAAAAACACUAUGCAGACAAUGGCACUAUGCAAAAUAACAAUCUAAUAGAACACCUUAAAGGGGUGAUGACCAAGGCUUUCAAAGACAUUCUUGCCUUUCAUUGCAACAACAUGCUUUCAUGGCCUUUGCUGUUUUGCUCUUGUUUUCCAGACCUUUCUUGUUGAAGCUCAUUUAUCCUCGUUCGAUUGAACUUUCCUCAUCUGGCCCACAUCAUUUCCUAUGUGCAGCAUAGAAAUUAGGACCUUAUUUUUACCCACAAAUUGGUUAAAUCAAACCCAUCAAUACUAAAAAAACAUCUAUCCAGUUUGAGAAGUAAAAUUGUAUGCAGUUUAGAUGCAACACAAUUAAAAAGUGUUUUAAUUUCUCAGUAUUAGUUAUUAAUUCUAACACCUGAAUCUUUGUAAUUGUUGUUCUCUUGUCCAUCAACAUUUUUAAUACACAAAUAAACGAAGAGCUUCCCUGAGA
Acipenser ruthenus (sterlet) is the source of this 5637-nucleotide messenger RNA. Its product is annotated as two pore channel protein 1. The record is from RefSeq and is a predicted model, not a curated record. Gene Ontology annotation, molecular function: monoatomic ion channel activity; voltage-gated channel activity. Lineage: Eukaryota; Metazoa; Chordata; Actinopteri; Acipenseriformes; Acipenseridae. Bases 1876 to 4356 code for a protein of 826 amino acids. Gene Ontology annotation, biological process: transmembrane transport; monoatomic ion transport. Gene Ontology annotation, cellular component: endosome membrane; lysosomal membrane. The transcript is spliced from 27 exons.